Messenger RNA from Acytostelium subglobosum LB1, 1305 nucleotides. RefSeq lists its product as hypothetical. The annotation marks the transcript as partial. The record is from RefSeq and is a predicted model, not a curated record. NCBI's taxonomy places the organism in Eukaryota, Evosea, Eumycetozoa, Acytosteliales, Acytosteliaceae. The transcript has a single exon.
UGUCUGGACUUACCCAACACGAUCAAGUCUUUCAAAUUUGGAUACAAGUUCAACCAGACAAUCUUGCCCUCAGAGCUACCCAACUCAAUAACAGCACUCUGGUUCAGCGAUGACUUUAAUCAACCAAUCGACCCUGGAACCAUGCCAAACUCACUCACAAUUCUCUCCUUAGGUUAUAAUUUUAACCAAGCAUUACGACCUGACUCCUUGCCUCAAUCUCUCUUAACCUUGUCGAUUGGCUUUGCUUAUGACACACCCCUUGUGUCUAGAGCACUCCCAAGUUCGCUGAAAACCCUUCAUAUGGGCUACUCAUUCAAUCAAUCAAUAGACCAUGGUGUUCUCCCUGACUCGCUCACAACUCUGACUUUCUCUGACAGCUUCUCAAGGACAAUCCGACCUGGUGUCUUGCCCAAUUCAAUAACUUAUCUCGAGUUUGGAUACAGAUUCAAUCAGGUGUUCGAGCCUGGCAAUCUACCUCGAUCACUCAAACAACUUAUACUUUUCCCACGUGACAGUCCCAAAGGACAGUUUGGACCAGAUGUUCUACCUCAAUCUUUAACAUCAUUAUCAUUGUCAUCUGAAUCUGAUUAUGUGUUGGACACCCAGACUUUGCCACCCUCUCUCAUUGACUUAAAACUGGGCAUCGGUAUCUCAGUGGCUGAUGGAGCAUUGCCAUCCAGCAUCACGGCAUUGAGGUAUAUGAAUGGACCGGAAGAUAUCCUGACAUGUGAAUUUCCAAAGUCUCUCCGGGUACUCGAGUUUGGAGGAAGGUUCAACAGGCUGUUGGUCAAGGGCGAGCUUCCGGAUUCACUUACCACUCUGGACAUGGGAGAUUACUUUGAUCAACCUCUGGCCAAGGGUAUCCUCCCCAUGGGCCUCAUCAAACUGUGCAUUGGCCCAGCUUUCAAACAGCCUCAGUCAUCAGUGGAGAUACCUCAUACUCUACGAUAUUUUUCAACAAAUUCAAUCAAUCAAUGUCAAUAUCUGAUGUGUGCAUCACCUUGCAGUGUGGAGAGAGUACGAAUAAUGGAUUGGAUCAAGUAUGUAGGCGGUCCUAUUUUGUCGGAUCUUCAGACAAUCACUACACCUUUGGUAUCGCUACACGCAAAGAUUGUCGUUGAUAGAGGUGUCAAGGCUUUCAUCAAAAUGCUCAUGAGGAAAGCGCCAAACGUUGGUACCUUCUAUAUUCAAGACAAGUUACACCGAGUUAAGCACAUACUCAGAAGGUUGGAAAGGAACAGAACAUUGUGCAUCACAACUCAUAAUGACGCCAUCCUUCAGUACUCCCAUGACCCUCCAAAGCGU